Messenger RNA from Phanerochaete carnosa HHB-10118-sp, 2530 nucleotides. RefSeq lists its product as uncharacterized. The transcript has 2 exons. The record is from RefSeq and is a predicted model, not a curated record. Gene Ontology annotation, molecular function: phosphoprotein phosphatase activity. NCBI's taxonomy places the organism in Eukaryota, Fungi, Basidiomycota, Agaricomycetes, Polyporales, Phanerochaetaceae. The coding region runs from base 68 to 2380 and encodes 770 amino acids.
CCGAGUGAAGGCUACCGCACGCACGAACAGCGACAAGCUGAGGUCCACACUGUUUGGUCGUUUCGCCAUGGCGCUCAGAAACCGGCAUGGCCACCAGCGAUCGGGCAGGCACAACCCGUAUCCGAGCUACUCGAGGCCGCCAGGACCUUGGCGAGAUGAGCAUCGGCACCACAACGACUACGACCGCGCAUAUAGCGGUUACACCGACUACCGAUGGACCGGCCACGCCGACUCGUACCGCUCUUACGAACACAUCGAAAGCUACGACUACGGUGCCUAUCCCCAGGCCUCUUCUUAUGCUCCAUAUCCCGGACGUUAUGGCGCACAGGAUGCGUCAGAUUGGAGCUCGCAGGGCUUUGGUGAGUACCACCACGAAGGCCCAUCUUCUUCAAGAGGCCACCGCGAAGACUAUGACGGGCCACCUGACUGGAUUGCGCACGGCCAAGAUUCACGUGGUGGGCGUGGGGAGUAUGAGGAACAGGGAGUCUAUGCGUCACAUCUUCCUCCGCGGGAACCGUCGAUGUCGAUGUCGCGGCACGGACAGCAGACACGGGACAUGCACCACUCCUCCCACCAUGGUGAUUCGCGACAAGAUGCUCGAGAUCGCUCACGAGAGCGGGCCAGAUCGCCGCCGCCGCCGCCGCCGCCGCCGCCUGUUCGUGCGCCCUCGCCCGCAUACCUCGAGCUCUCCAGCGCACAGCCCGCACACCUUUCCUCCCCCGACGACGCGCGCAAGCUGCUCAUCCUGGACCUGAACGGCACGUUGGUGUUCCGCUCUGCGUACCGCGCGCGGAACAAGCACGCCCAGCACGACGAGGGCGCCGCGCCUGGCCCCGCAGAGCCGCGGCUGCGGACGGCACACCCACGGCCGUACCUGCCGUCCUUCCGGAGCUACCUCUUCGCGCCCGAGACGCAGGCCUGGCUCGACGUGAUGGUCUGGAGCUCUGCCCAGCCGCACAGCGUCAGAGGCAUGGUCGAGCGUGUGUUUGGGCAGGAGGUUUACGACGAAGGAGGUGAUGCCGGAGGACAUGCGCGGCUUGGCGAAGCUGUUGCUGCUGCGGACGGUUUGGAGGCGGAGGUUGCCGUGGUGGCGGACGCGAAGAGUGUCGGAGACGGGAAGACUGCCGUGAAACCGCGGUUGCUGGCGAUAUGGGCUCGGGAUACGCUCGGUCUCAGCGAGUCACAUUACCGCCAGAAAGUCCAGACUGUGAAGGACCUGAACAUCCCGUGGUCCAAACUGCCCAAACUGCUGGUGCCGGACAACUUCCCACCUGCGCCGCCGCCGCCGCCGCCGCCAAGCUCAUCGCCGCCACGUUCACCCUCAUCACCGAACGCCACGAAGACCUCACCGCUCCUCGCGCUCUCCCGCCCCCCCUCGUCGCCGGCCGCAACAAGCGGGUACGCGCACUCCGCGCUCUCGACGCUGCUCCUCGACGACUCGCCGCUCAAGGCCGUGCGGCAGCCGCACAACCACGUCUGCAUCCCGGAGUACGACGCCAAGAGGCGCGCGAGCGACCUCGGCGUGCUCACGCGCGAAAAGACGCGCCGAGAGCAGGAGCAGUGGCAACAGCAGGAAGAGGGGGAGGAGGAGGAGGAGGAGGAAGAAGAAGAAGAAGAAGAAGAAGAAGAAGAAGGCGGGCAGCCCCCCGGCGCCGGUGCCGCCGAGCCUCAGGACGCGCCGGCUGUCGACGAAGCACCGGAGGAGGAGGACAAGGACGCGAGCCGCAAGCGCAAGCGCCAGGAGAAGAAGGUCAGGAAGCGGCAGGAGCGCCUCGCCAAGGCGGCGGCGGCGGCGGCGGCAGCAGCGACGGCAGAGGGCGGGACGGAGGGCGCGCGCGAAGAAGAGGCGUACGACCCGACGCUGCUCGCUGUCGUCGGCGUCCUUGACGAAGUCAAGGAACAGCGGAACGUCGCGGCAUGGGUGCGCGCGGGCGGGCUCUGGGAGCCCGCAGGAGGUGCCGUGGAUGCUGCUGCUGCAGAGGGAAAGGCGGGCGCUGAGGGAGUCCAAACGGGUGUUACAGAGGACGCAGGGGACGUUGCGGAGGACGUCGUAGGAGACGGUGGGCAGGUUGCAGAGGACGACGGAGGCAAAGACGGUCUCAGUCGGAAGCGCGCACGACAUCGCAGCACGUCUGCUGCCCCGGCAGGCAACGACUCGGUCUCUACCGUUGGACGCGGUGCGGAAGAGUCAGCGGGCGAAGCCGUGGCAGGAGACGGGGGCAGCGCUGGUGGAUCGAAGGGGAAAGAAGUGCAUGUGGGUGGUGGGGAGAAACAGCUGAUGUGGUUCGAGGAACCCGCGACUUUGCGGUACUGGGUUGGGCGGGGCAGGCAGGCAUUGGAAGGGCUGGGCAUACCCGUUGAUCAUGGCAUCGAGCGGUAGAUUUGACCUGGACGUGACACGCUGAUAUAUGCUGUUCGCUGACUUCAUUCGGUGCGAGAUGAAUCGCUUUCUCCAGAUUGCAGUGGCAUGAGAUACGGGAUGGGCAUCGUUUUCGUGCAUUUCACCUACUACCCCAGUCUCCAGUACAUU